This is a messenger RNA of Cornus florida, 2141 nucleotides long. RefSeq names its product probable disease resistance protein At5g63020. The transcript has a single exon. Gene Ontology annotation, molecular function: ADP binding. The coding region runs from base 123 to 1265 and encodes 380 amino acids. Lineage: Eukaryota; Viridiplantae; Streptophyta; Magnoliopsida; Cornales; Cornaceae. The record is from RefSeq and is a predicted model, not a curated record.
GUUGAGGAAAGUUGUGGAACAGCUGAGUAAUUUCAGCAGCCUUGAUGAUGAGAUGCAAACUCUCAGAAGCAAAAUAGGAUCUUUGAGCUGCCGAGCAGAUGAUGUAACUGCAAUGCUGCAAAAUGCAGAGUUACGAACAGGAAAGAAACGAAAGAGAGGUCAAGAAUUGGUGGGAGAACGUGCAAAAUAAGAAAAUUGAGUUUCAAAGCUUUGAACAAGAUGUACAAGGAAACCGUGGUUGUCAAAAACUGCAGUUCGGAAAACGUGCAGUGAAAAUGAUCAGUGAAGUGGUAGAACUGGUUGAGCAAGGUAAAUUUCCUGAGGGGCUGUUACUUAAUGUGCAUGACACCAAUGCAGUGCCAUUGUUGACCACAAAAUUAAUAGGUCAGGAAUUUAAACAGAAUUUGGAAAAAGUUUGGAAUUGUUUGAUGAACGAUGAUAUCAAGCACAUUGGAAUUUAUGGAAUGGGAGGAUCGGGGAAAACAACCUUGGCCACCAACAUCAAUAAUUUACUUUUACAAAGAUCUGCAACUUCUGGCAUCAAAGUUUAUUGGCUCACUGUGUCGCAAGAUUGGAGCAUUGAUAAAUUGCAAUACGACAUUGUUGAAUUGCUAAAGUUGAAUCUCACCAAGGAGAAGGAAAGAAAUAAAAGGGCAGCCAUAAUCUCACAAGCAUUGACAAGAAGGAAGAAAUCUAUAUUCAUCUUGAACGAUGUGUGGAAACACUCUAGUCUUGAGGAGAUAGGAAUUUCUUGUAGAGUGAGUGCAUUGAAGUUGAUUUUUACUACUCGCUUGUUGAACGUAUGUCGUAAGAUGGGAUGCCAGGAAAUAAUCCAUGUAGGACCUCUUUUUGAGGAUGAAGCAUGGAAUUUAUUCCUAGAGAAACUUGUGCCUGAAGGAGGUGAAAUUCCAUGGCAAAAGAAUCCAGAAAUAAAAGAGACUACAAUGUCCAUGGCAAAAAGAUGUUGCAGGUUGCCAAUUGCAAUUAUUACGGUGACCAGAAGCAUGAUGGGGGAGAAUGACAUUCAUGAGUGGAGGAAUGCAUUACGAGAAUUGAAAGAAUUUAUCACCAAGCAGGGAGAUAUGGAAGAUGAUGUAUUCUCCAAAUUAAAAUUUAGCUACACGCGACUGAAGAAUGAAAAGUUGAAAGAUUGUUUCUUGUAUUGUGCACUUUAUCCUGAAGACCGUAGAAUAAGAAGAGAUGAAUUGAUACCCAAAUUCAUUGUGGAGGGACUGGUAGAUAGAAUGAAGACAAGGCAAGCAUAAUUCGACAAGGGUCAUACUAUGCUAAAUGAACUUGCGAACGCAUGCUUACUGGAAAGUUGUGAAGAGGACAAUCGCCCUGUGUGAAGAUGCAUGAUUUGAUGAGAGAGAUGGCAUUGGAGAUUGCAGGUCGUCGGUUGAUAGUAAAGGCUGGUUUUGGUUGUGAGAAAAUACCAGAAGAGCAUGAAUGGACAGAAGAACUGAAAAGAAUUUCCUUGAUAGAAACUUCCAUAAAUGAAAUUCCACAAGGCAUGUCACUAAGGUGUCCUGGAUUAUCAACAUUAAUAUUGCAAGGUAGUGAGAUUUUAAAAUGUAUUCCUCGCAGUUUUUUUGAGCAUAUAAGUGCCCUCCGUGUUCUCGAUUUAUCUUCUACUGGAAUUGUGGAAUUGCCGAGUACUAUAUAAGACUAGGAGAAUCUCACAGCAUUAUUUCUUAACUCGUGUGAAGAACUCAGAAUUUUGCCUCCUUUAGGGAAGCUUAAGGCAUUACAGUUGUUGGAUCUCUGUUAUACUUCAAUUGAAGAAGAAGUACCGCAAGGUAUGGAAAUGUUGGUCAAUCUCAAAUGCCUAUAUAUGGAUGCAUAGGUCUGGAGUCGUUUCUAUGUGGGAUAUUAUCCAAACUCUCCAGUCUCCAAGAUAUUCGAUUUGGUUCAAUGAAGAUACGAGUAGAAGAAUUGGAGAGGUUGGGGCAGCUGGAAAAAUUAGAAGGGUGCCUGGACAGUAUGUCUGAUUUUAAUCGAUAUGUUAAUUCCGAUCACUACAGGUAGUUGAACACUUGUCGUUUUCGUGUAAGCUUAUAUAUAAAUGAAGAAUAUGCAUGGGAAUAUGAAAAAGAAGCGAAGAUUGGAAAUUGUUGUUGUAACGACCCGAACCCGAGGGU